CCCCUUUCAUUGCUUAUAGAAACCUCAGGCGCAGUAUUAACGCUCAAGUAGCUUUUAACCACUGGUAGGGAUAGAAGUGAAGGAAGUUGGUUACACUGAAAUUUGCCACAUCAGAUCACGAAGAAGAAUCUUGGGCUAGUGACGUUGAACUUCAACCAGAGUUGGUGCAUUUCUUCGAGGGAUCGCAAUUAUCAACUCUAUAAAGUUCUCUGUGGAUUUUGUUGUUAUCUAUGAUAAGAUCGGAUUUCGAAAGGUCAACAUUGAUUACUAAAUAAAAGGCAGUUAAGAAAUUUCGUCAUGGACAGCGAAGUUACCAAAGAUGUGGAUUCGCCGAAGAUUGUAGUGCAUGAGACCUCACCCACCAGCUCAGCCCUGAGUUUAGCUAGUACAGCCAUUGCAGAUGAAAUUGAUGUGCUUCCAACCAAGCCACAAAGACACACUGGAGAUGAACAACCGGUUGCAGUUAAUACAGGUAGUGUUCAACAGAUUAAAGAGGACAACACACUCGCUGUAGACUGUGGUACCAGCUGUGUUAUCUCUUUGGAGAAGCCUCAGAAUCAUUCUUCAGAGAACACUGAUCAGGACAGCAUGCCUCCUGCUGCAUACUUCGAGCAUUCCGAUGAUAGUAUGAGAAGCCUGUCUGGAUGGAGCCAAGUGUUUUAUACCUAUCAAAGAUGUUCUGAGAUUAUAGUUGUAUCAAAAUUCCUCCUUCCAUUCCAGUUCCUCCUUCUGGCGAUGCCCAUUUCUGCAGGUUUCAUGGCCGCCAAAUAUAUGGAUAAGUGUCCUUACGGCGUAGCGAUUCCUAUUCUUAUGUUCAUGAUGGGAAUCAUAGGCACCGCUGUCAUUCUGUGUCGGAUGCUUCUCAUUAUCAGGAAGACCCUUCUGCCUCUCUACCCCGACUGGUGGCUCCUUCGGACCAUUAUUAUAUUCGGAAACUUACUCCUGAUUUUGUUUCUGUGCACAGAGAUGCUGUCCUUCUUCCGUUCAAAACCAAGUUUCGACCCUUCAUCUCCCCAUUACUGUCAUGAGGUAUUUUACUUCUUUACUUACUGGAUAAACUGGGCGACUGUAUUUCUUGUUCUUUUAGUCACAUUCCUCCAUGCUCCGUCUUGUACAAUGGACAGUUUACGAACUGAUGAUUUCCACUGACCUGAAUUUAUGUGAAUUUUAAAGAUUUACUGCGUUUUGUACCUAAUAGAUUUGCAAUAAAAAGUACCUUCUGUUGUUUA
This is a messenger RNA of Stegodyphus dumicola, 1229 nucleotides long. RefSeq lists its product as uncharacterized. The record is from RefSeq and is a predicted model, not a curated record. NCBI's taxonomy places the organism in Eukaryota, Metazoa, Arthropoda, Arachnida, Araneae, Eresidae.